Orbicella faveolata is the source of this 689-nucleotide messenger RNA. Its product is annotated as alpha-N-acetylgalactosamine-specific lectin-like. Lineage: Eukaryota; Metazoa; Cnidaria; Anthozoa; Scleractinia; Merulinidae. The record is from RefSeq and is a predicted model, not a curated record.
AUGUAAGUUUCCCUUUUUUUCCUCCAAUUCUGCUAGGAUGCUUUAUAACUCGGUUUAUUUUGUUAUUGUAGAAUGCGAAGAAGGUUGGGAAGCUUAUGGGGACAAAUGUUUUAAAAGGUUCGACGAAAAGAAAUCAUGGGAAGAUGCAGUGGCGGCGUGCAAAGAAAACUCGGCUCAUCUGACUAAGAUUGAAUCAAAAGAGGAAAACGCCUUCCUACUAAAAACAUUCUUGCAAAUUCCGCCCGGUGAGGUAAUGAGAGAAGCGUGGAUCGGACUCACGGAUAAGGAAAAGGAAGGAACAUUUGUCUGGACAGAUGGUACAGAUCCAGAGUACACGAACUGGGCGGAUAAACAACCUAAUGAUGAGGAUGAAGAGCAGGACUGUGGAGAAAUUGCGAAUGGAGUGUUUUGGCCUGGCGGUCCACCACAAAUAGGAGUUUGGAAUGAUUUCCAAUGUGGCAACGAAUUAAUGUAUAUUUGCAAAAAGAAUGCUUUGAGUUAAUACGCGCUAUAAGGGCAUUUGAAAAGAAUAAAUUUUAAAAUCCUAAGGAAAAGACUUAUUUUUCUGUGUACGUUUUCUCCCUUCAAUCUACAAACAAAUCCGAAAAAGAAAUAAUAAUAUAGCUAGGAAACAUAUACUUUUUUUUUUACUUGUUGUACGUAGAGUGGAAUCUCGAUAUAGCGAAGGG